Papilio machaon (common yellow swallowtail) is the source of this 815-nucleotide messenger RNA. RefSeq lists its product as uncharacterized. The record is from RefSeq and is a predicted model, not a curated record. Bases 65 to 721 code for a protein of 218 amino acids. The transcript has 3 exons. Lineage: Eukaryota; Metazoa; Arthropoda; Insecta; Lepidoptera; Papilionidae.
CAAUUUAAGGGGAUGCGCGUAACAAUACGUGUAUUACGUUAACAGACAGACAGACAGACAGACAAUGUUGAGUCGCGGUAUAAUUGAGAUUGUUCUGCUGAGCGCUGCGGCGGGGUACAUGGAUCUCCCGGUGAGAAAACUCCCGGAAAUAGACCUAAACAAGCCCAAUAAUUUUGACGCCACCACUUGCGAGAAAUUCGAACAAAACGCUUACUUCGAUCCUAAAGAGAUCGUCGACUCUCUCUGGAAGAUAUUCUAUUACUGGGCAAAUGGAGUGGAGAUUUCAACGAUUUUGUUUUCAUUGCCAUCUGACAAGAAGAUUAGCAAUUUCAGAACAUUUGUGGAGACUUACAAUCCAGAUCUGAGUAUUGAGUGGGACAAAGCUGCACUGUUUAUGGAGCCCCGGCCUGAUGUUAAAGUGUUGCUCGUGAGCAGAGACCGCCCCGGCUCUUAUCUAGCAGUGGUUAAGGGUGAAAAACACGAUAAAGGACGUGACGUUCCAAAUGUGCACGCGACAGAUGUCCGUAUGAAAACAGUCGGUCGCUACAUGGGCAUCAUGAAUUGCGAUGAUGGCACCGCGUUCGCUCUGGCGCGCCUCCACGACAUGCCCGACACCUACCAUCAUUGUAAAGCAGCUGCGCAGUUAUUAGGUUUUAACGUAAAUACAGGAGAAUCAUAUAUUACCCACGUUCCUGAAUUACGUCCCCUUGAUGAGCUUUGAUUGAUUAUAUGUAGUAUCUUAUUACUUCUUUAUUUUUUCCAAGUUCAUGAAAUAAAUUCUUCAGAGUCAGUCGAAUAAAAAUGUACUAUAUACC